Ostrinia nubilalis (European corn borer) is the source of this 1484-nucleotide messenger RNA. RefSeq lists its product as uncharacterized. NCBI's taxonomy places the organism in Eukaryota, Metazoa, Arthropoda, Insecta, Lepidoptera, Crambidae. The coding region runs from base 79 to 1362 and encodes 427 amino acids. The record is from RefSeq and is a predicted model, not a curated record. Gene Ontology annotation, cellular component: extracellular matrix. The transcript has 4 exons.
UUAAGAUAAACAAAGCACCUUUUAUAAGAGGGGACAUUCACAAAAAUAUCAGUAAUCUUCCACAGAUCACCAGGAAAGAUGAUCCUCAAAAUCGCAGCCAUCGGGUUGGUCACGGCUCUUGUAUGGUUACAAGGUGCUAAUGGAGCUUCCUACUCGAAAGUUUACGUCCAGUCUGGUGGCCCAGAUGUAGUUCCAUUGGAAUAUUAUAAUUAUGGUGCUCCGCCCGUGAUCUCAGAUCCCCAAAUAGCUCGCUUAUCAGCAGCGCCUAUUGGAUCAAUCGUACCUGUUCAAACGGUAUCCAAUGUAAUACCGCCUUGCGUCUCGCCGUGUGUGGUCUCUGGUCCUAGCAUUGCCCCAGUUGCUCCAGUCCCCAGUGCUAAGAUUGUUUCCUACAACUCUCCACAAAUUCCUGUUGUGGUUGCGGCAAACAAGGACCAUGGUUAUGAAUAUUCUUACGUAGUAUACGAUGAAAAUACUGGCGAUAGAAAAGCCCAACGUGAACUAAGUGAUGGCGCUGUAGUCCGUGGAGAGUACUCAUUUUUGCAACCCGACGGGUACGUUCGGGAAGUGCAAUAUACAGCUGACGAUUUGACGGGAUUCAAUGUCGUCGUGAAAAGCAUUUUGCCCGAGACUGUUAAAAAACCCGAAAAAGGUGAGCAAGCUCCGUGUCCUAUUGUGAAACAUGAAGAUUUAAAAGUAAACGUAUCAACUGAUGCUCCAUCUCAUGAUGAUCAUGGGCAUGAAGGGCAUGACCAUGGACCUGAAGGUCACGACCAUGGACACGAAGGUCAUGACCAUGGGCCUGAAGGACACGACCACGGGCACGAAGGUCAUGAUCAUGGACCUGAAGGACACGACCACGGACACGAAGGCCAUGACCAUGGACCUGAGGGACACGAUCAUGGACACGAAGGUCAUGACCACGGACCCGAAGGUCAUGACCACGUGCACGUUGAAUUAGUAGAAGUCAAGGAACCCACACAUGAAGCAGUCGUUGUAGAGCACACAGAGCCUGAACAUGAAGCUGUUCAAGAACACGAGCUUGUUCACGAGCCAGAACCUGAACAAGCGCAUGUUGAACAAAUCCCCAUAACAGAGCAUGCUCCCGAACCAGAGCACGAGCAUCCCCAUGCUCCUGUGCCAGCCGUGGAACAAGUUGAAGUACAUUCCGAAAUCCCAGCGGUCACGCACGAAGCAGUGGUAGAAGUAGUUGACGUGCCACACCAGGAUCCAUCCCCCAAUGUGUUAGUACCUUAUGAUGAGGUACUCCGAUGCUUACAAGCCAAAUCUCAAUCACAAAAGGGAUUGAGCUUUUCUCCACUAACUUACAUUAUUUUGCCAGCUUCUCAACGCCCAUGUUAAAUAAAUCUCACAGAUCUAGUCUCUAUUACCAAUUAUUUUGUCACAACUAUGAGUUUGAUUCGAUGCAUUAAUUUCAAUGGCUGUUUUGUUUAAGUUUAUGAAUAAAAUGUAUGUUAAAUUUU